AUGAGGAAAACCAAGGUGGUGAGAAUAUGUGUCUUGUUUAGGGCAUCUGUGGCCAUGGCCAACCCCAACAUGUACUUCCAGAUUGCCUUUGAUAACAGGCCCCUGGGCCGGAUUACUUUUGAGCUCUUUGCAGACAAGAUUCCAAAGACAGCAGAAAACUUCCAUGCUGUGAGCACCGGAGAGAGGCGAUUUGGUUACGAGGGAUCCUGCUUCCACAGAAACAUUCCUGAGUUCAUGUGCCAGGGUGGUGAUUUCAUAUGCCAUAAUGGCACUGGUGUCAAGUCCACCUAUGGGGAGAAAUUCGCUGAUGAGAAUUUCAUCCUGAAGCAUACUGGUCCUGGCAUCUUGUCCAUGGCAAAUGCUGGACCCAACACAAAUGGCUCCUGGUUUUUCAUCUGUACUGCUAAGACUGAUAGGUCGGAUGGCAAGCAUAUGGUCUUUGGCCAAGUGAAAGAAGGCAUGAACAUUGUGGAAGCCAUGGAGCAUUUCUGUUCUCGGGGUGGCAAGACCAGCAACAAGAUUACUAUCGCUGACUGCGGACAGCUCUCCUAA
This is a messenger RNA of Trichosurus vulpecula (common brushtail), 552 nucleotides long. RefSeq names its product peptidyl-prolyl cis-trans isomerase A-like. NCBI's taxonomy places the organism in Eukaryota, Metazoa, Chordata, Mammalia, Diprotodontia, Phalangeridae. The record is from RefSeq and is a predicted model, not a curated record. Gene Ontology annotation, molecular function: peptidyl-prolyl cis-trans isomerase activity. Gene Ontology annotation, biological process: protein peptidyl-prolyl isomerization; protein folding. The transcript has 2 exons. The coding region runs from base 1 to 552 and encodes 183 amino acids.